AGAAAACGACAAAGACAUUUGUGCUGACUGAGGAGAAUGUCCAACGAACCCGGGCUCUGAUCAUAGGAGAGCCCCUGGACGGGUGGGCACGAUGGUAGAAGAGACGAACGGGUCAGCACCGACCGCCGGAGUAAUCGAAGAAGUCGCGGAUCUCAUCCCGUUAGAUCAAUUUAUCUCCUUGGGAUAUCCAGGCCUCAGAAUGAUAGGGGCGAUCCUGCCGGCGGAUGAUGCGCGACAGAUCUCGGAAAGGCGAUCAUCCCCCAGUGAGAUGGAAUCCGGUGGCCCCGAGUUCGUCACCGGAAAGAUCGAUGUUUUAGACAUUGUCCGAGCCUUAGACCACCGCAUCCCGCUUCCGAUUGGACACCUGUUGUCCAUAUCGGAACAAGCUAACGACCGAAUGCUCCAACAUUGCAGGGCCAAUCGAAAGCGAUUUGCACUUGCUAAGCUGGCAUCAGCCAAAGGAAUGAUUGGGCGAUGGGCGGUGAGGCUGCAAGAGUAUGAUUACGACAUCGUUCAUCGGAAAACUGAGAGGCACCGGAACGUCGACGGUUUGACGCGUCUGCACAGGCCAGGCAAGGUGCCGCGUGGCGAGAAGAUCACUCCGUGGAAGGAUCCGGAGCAGCCCAAGGGACCCGGAACCGAUAAAAUUCCGACGGAGGUUCGAUUCCUGGAAGCAACGUCGGAAGUCGAUAUCGAUCUGACGCGGACCGGGGACAGCGAGCAUCGAGAGGUGAGUGAGAACGUCGAUCUGCUCAUCAUUCAAGCUUGGAAGACUGACACGAAGGGGGAUCUUCAGGGUUUCGUCUUUGGAGUGGUCGAGCCUGGCCAUCGACGGCCGAUCAUGAACGAACUGCUGAUCCUCCUGACCGAGCUGCUGGAUGAUCUGCCGCUCGACAUUAUCUCGCACCGCGACCAGAGUCUAGUUUCGCACAUCCUCUCGCGCAGCUUAGUGUCGUAUCUGCAAUGGUCAGCCUGCUUGGCGGGUGAUUCGGACAACGACGACUACCCGUCGCACAAUGAUUAUCUGAAUCCCCAGGCCAUCACGCACGAACUCUUCAACCUGAGAGAGGGAGAGGAGGGAGAAGAGGUGGAGGAGGAGGAGGAAGAAGACGAGGAAGAAACCUCCGAAGAAGAGGAGAAUUACAACGAGCACAGUAAGCACGAGUCGGGGGCGGUGAGCGAAGAAGAAGAAGAAGAAGAAGAAGAAGAAGAAGAAGAAAAGCAGGGGGUAAGCACGGAGGAAGAGGCGGAUCGGGCGAAAGCCCAGGAGGAGGAUCCCGAGGCCGAGCGGCGAAGAGCGGAGAUCGCGAAGGGAAAGCGGCCAUUAGAGCAAUCAGUGGGAGCAGAUCUGCCUGUUCCGGACGAUCCGACUAGAGAUCCUGAGCCGCCGGUCGAAGAAGAUGAGCACCCUCAUGCAGAGACUUCUGGCGCGGCGACGCGGAGGUAACGAAGCCGUUCCCCUCCCCUUCCCCCCGUCCCUCAGUUCGAGCUCGUGGCAAUGCGGAGCGUCG
Molecule: messenger RNA, 1511 nt
Organism: Chara braunii
Lineage: Eukaryota; Viridiplantae; Streptophyta; Charophyceae; Charales; Characeae
Source: the annotation of a GenBank genome assembly